Hymenoscyphus albidus is the source of this 1377-nucleotide messenger RNA. The record is from the annotation of a GenBank genome assembly. Lineage: Eukaryota; Fungi; Ascomycota; Leotiomycetes; Helotiales; Helotiaceae.
UAAUAAGCAUAACUUUAUCUUUUGUUCAUUAUGAAAUCCAACGUUUUUCUCGCAAGUCUUUGCGCUGCACUUGUUAGCGGUGCUCCCAGUGGUCUGGACACAAACCCUUGUGCGGUAUGUCUUCUCUUAUUAAACACUUCACCAAGUCUCAUCACAAGAACAUCAAACUUAUAAUAUGUAGCAAUCAUGUUUAAAGGAUUAUGAUAGUAGCUGUGACUCACGCAUACUUUCUAAUGUACUGUCAUGCAUUUCUUCGUCAAACUGCGAUAACUCGGACAAAAUUAGUAAGCAAGCUUUCAAACAAAUUCUGGAAAUUUACUAAUUGAAUUACAGAGUUUUUCGAGAAAAUAACAGAGGCUUGUGGAGAUGAGAAGGCGCAUAUUACCGCCGCACCUCAACCUACACCAACUGAGCAUUGGGAUUUGAAACGAGCCUGGGGACCAUAUCAAGGAGGUGGCCCCGGGCCUGGUGGUUCCUGGUCUGGUAAUAAUGGCCCUUGGUCAGGAAGUGGUCCUUGGUCAGGAAAUGGCCCAUGGCCAACAACUGGUUCUUCGUGGGAUGGAAAGGUAUGGCCAACAACUGGCUCGUCCACAGUAACCAGCCCAUUGGGAACGUUUACAGGCACAAAUACUUGGCCUACAACAGUUCCCUAUGCCAACGGAGGACCCGGAUUUGGGCCAUUUGGAGGAAAUUGGGGGCCUUGGGGUUCGACGGGUUCCUGGACAGCUAGCCCGUUCACCUCUUGGUGGGGAGAUAAAAACUGCCCCGAUGGAACAUGGAGUGGCUGGACUGCUGUAAGUCUUUACGUUUGCUCUUUGUCUGUUUCUGCUUUGAAAAUUUGAAGUCUGAGAAGAAGCCGCUGAUUUCUUUUCUAUAGGGGCCAUGGUCAACAAACGCGCCGUGGACUUCGUGGAGCAAAGGCUGUACUGCCACUACUACUGCUACUUCCACUUAUACCACGAUGGUUAGUGGAAACAUUGUCACCGACACUUCAUAUGGUGUCAAAGUGGCGGAAGCGACUGGCGCAACACCUACUCCUACCAACGGCGGUGUAAAUAACGUCGUAGCUACCGAUGCAAGUACUACAACGAGUCAAAGUGAUGCUUCUCCUAGCAUCCCGGAUCGCAAGAUGAUGAUUGUGCUGCUUUCAGUCGGAAUCGCCUUUGCAGGGCUCUUUUAAAUCAGAGCCCGAGAUGAUGGAAAGUUGUGGUUUCGGAUAAUGUCUCGAGGUGGAUGGAUUUAGUUGCUCUCCAUGCUGUCAGAUAAUUCCGGGGGGGGUCGAAUUGCGUGAAACAAGUCGAAGCUCUAGGAUUUUUAUGAUGAAGUAGGCUGUCAGCUGAUCAGUUUGUGUCAUCCCAGCCACCUAUACUACAUAUG